Molecule: messenger RNA, 1910 nt
Organism: Gadus chalcogrammus (walleye pollock)
Lineage: Eukaryota; Metazoa; Chordata; Actinopteri; Gadiformes; Gadidae
Product: ATP-dependent RNA helicase DDX39A
Exons: 11
Coding region: 201-1484 (427 amino acids)
Biological process (GO): mRNA export from nucleus; mRNA splicing, via spliceosome
Molecular function (GO): ATP binding; RNA helicase activity; RNA binding
Source: RefSeq, a predicted model, not a curated record
ACCAGACAAUUGGACCUAUUAAGUACUACGGAGCCGCAGAAAACAUCGUAUGUUUAACGCAAACGAUAGGCUUUAUGUUUUGGGCUUUAUCAGGGCGCUCUUUUCUAGUAUAUUUAUAAUAAUGCGUGUCGUUUCUUGCAAUUAUCCUAAAAAGCCGAUCUGACUGUUCGGUUCUUUCGGAUCAACUUCAACCUCUAAUAAUGGACACCAUGGCUGAGAACGACAAUGAGCUGCUGGACUACGAGGAGGACGAGGAGCCCCAGGGGGUCCCAGAGGCCACCCAGACCUUGAAGAAGGAGGUGAAGGGGUCCUACGUGUCCAUCCACAGCUCUGGGUUCCGGGACUUCCUGCUGAAGCCGGAGCUCCUCAGGGCAAUCGUGGACUGUGGCUUCGAGCAUCCCUCAGAAGUGCAGCACGAGUGCAUCCCCCAGGCCAUCCUGGGCAUGGACAUCCUGUGCCAGGCAAAGUCCGGUAUGGGCAAGACAGCCGUGUUCGUGCUCGCCACCCUGCAGCAGAUUGAGCCCGUUGAUGGACAGGUCUCCGUUCUGGUCAUGUGCCACACGAGGGAGCUGGCCUUCCAGAUCAGCAAGGAGUACGAGCGCUUCUCCAAGUACAUGCCCACGGUGCGAGCGGCCGUGUUCUUCGGCGGCAUGGCCAUCAAGAAGGACGAGGAGGUGCUGAAGAAGAACUGCCCCCACAUUGUGGUCGGGACGCCCGGCCGCACGCUGGCCCUGAUCCGCGGGAAGUCCCUGGUCCUGAAGCACAUCAAGCACUUUGUCCUGGACGAGUGCGACAAGAUGCUGGAGCAGCUCGACAUGAGGCACGACGUGCAGGAGAUCUUCAGACUCACGCCCCACGAGAAGCAGUGCAUGAUGUUCAGCGCCACGCUCAGCAAGGAGGUCCGGCCCGUCUGCAGGAAGUUCAUGCAAGACCCCAUGGAGGUGUUUGUGGACGACGAGACGAAGCUGACCCUCCACGGCCUGCAGCAGUACUACUGCAAGCUGAAGGACAGCGAGAAGAACCGCAAGCUCUUUGACCUGCUGGACGUGCUGGAGUUCAACCAGGUGGUGAUCUUCGUCAAGUCGGUUCAGCGCUGCGUGGCUCUGUCCCAGCUCCUAGUGGAGCAGAACUUCCCCGCCAUCGCCAUCCACCGAGGCAUGGCCCAGGAAGAGAGGCUCUCCCGCUACCAGCAGUUCAAGGACUUCCAGAGGAGAAUCCUGGUGGCCACCAACCUGUUCGGUCGAGGCAUGGACAUCGAGAGGGUCAACAUUGUGUUCAACUACGACAUGCCCGAGGACUCUGACACCUACCUGCAUAGGGUGGCCCGUGCUGGACGCUUCGGGACCAAGGGCCUCGCCGUCACCUUUGUGUCGGACGAGACGGACGCCAAGACCCUGAACGACGUACAGGACCGCUUUGAGGUCAACGUGGCCGAGCUCCCCGAUGAGAUCGACAUCUCCACCUACAUCGAGCAGUCCAGAUAAACGCUCCAACGCGGCGAAGUGUCUUCAAUGUGGAUCUCUUUCGGUGUUGGGAGAUUAAAAGAAAAUCAACAUCUUUUGUUUUAAUGUUCUGCUCAAAGUUCGCUCACUAUUCUGCUUCAACAUGUUUUAGGGGGGAAGGGGGUUGACUAUUUUAUUUUUACUAUUUGAUUUUUGGUUAUUGAAAUUAAAGCUUUUUAUAAAAUCAGUUUCCGUCAAAUCUCAUCUUUAUAUCACUGUUGUUUUUGUAGGACUUGUCAGAAUAUUAUAGCAUGUUUAGACGUACCCCAUCCUCAGAGGUGGAUUAAAGGGCGCCGCUGGCUACACGUAGAUUAGAAUUUGGUUUUGUUUGCUGUUGACACUCAAAUCUAGGUUUUUGUUUAAAGGAAUAAUUUGUAAUUAAAAUGUUGUCCUUGGAAGUAUUUGUCU